AUGCCAUCGGAGAAACUCCGGCCUUUUGUUUUUCCGUUUGUCUCACGUGACAUCUCUCAAGGUUUUAUCGAUAAGGAAGUUUCGACGUCGCGAGUUGAAUUAAAAGAAAAUACAAAAACAAUUGACGAUCAGCGACGACGACGACAACGAAGAGCCGACGAGAAGAAGGCUAGAAGUAGUCUAGAAGAAGAGACUGUCGUGAUGGCCCGGGAGACGCUCUCUGCGAUCAUCCAAACACCCGCAGCGGCCAGCAAUCUUGCUAUCAUAGAUGUCCGAGAUUCUGACCAUGUCGGCGGCAACAUCGUCACUUCGCAAUGGGUGCCCAGUUCCUCCUUUGAUGUUCAUGUCCCAGAGCUUAUCCGGACUCUUAAGGACAAGGAAAAAGUCGUCUUCCACUGUGCUCUGAGCCAGCAGCGCGGCCCAUCAGCUGCUUUAAAAUACGCGAGAGAACGAGCCAGAGUGCUCGGUGAGGAUGAAAGCGCCAAACAGACCAUCUUUGUUCUUGAUGGGGGCUUCGUCAAGUGGCAGGAGGUCUUCGGCAACGACCCGAAACUCACUAAUGACUAUGUCAAAGAUAUCUGGGACGACUACUGA
Messenger RNA from Trichophyton benhamiae CBS 112371, 594 nucleotides. RefSeq lists its product as uncharacterized. NCBI's taxonomy places the organism in Eukaryota, Fungi, Ascomycota, Eurotiomycetes, Onygenales, Arthrodermataceae. Gene Ontology annotation, cellular component: nucleus; cytoplasm. The record is from RefSeq and is a predicted model, not a curated record. The transcript has 3 exons. Gene Ontology annotation, molecular function: protein tyrosine phosphatase activity. Bases 1 to 594 code for a protein of 197 amino acids.